GUGUAUGACAGGCCACAAAAACAUUCUGCUCUGCACUAUGAUCCAGGCCUCCAACAAGACUUCACCGGUGACACCUUAAAAUCAAAGCACCAGCAGAAAAGUAGCAACCAGCACCAUCUUGACUGGUCAGCGAGCUCUGAUACUGGAUCCACUUCUCAAAGUUGCUUCAUCAACACAGAGCCCAGUCGAGAAGCAGUUAGUGCCACCAAGGUUCCUGCUCCGGAGCCAGGUGUUUCCUUCAGCAAAUCCCAAGCAAAGAAGUCCUGUGCCAGCAGCACGUGGGGACAACUGUCGGCCAGUAGUAAAGAGCUUGCCGUUUGCAGUGCAGUCUCAUCACCCAACAACAUCAACGUGGCCACCCAGCCAAACAGCGCCUCUGAUUGCAAUGGGCUUUUGCCUCUUGGUGAUCAAGAGGGAGGUGUGCAGCUGGAGGCCCCUGAUCAGCCCACUGGGAGUACAAAGAAGAAGUCCAGCAAAAAGGACUUGAUAAGUCAAACCAUCCAAACCACAGACAUCGAAUGGGUGAAGAGUGCUCAGAAAGCAUUUGACAGCAAAUCCCAUGACAGCAUGGAAGGAAAAAAGGAGUCUUACUCAAUGGACAGCGUGUUGGAUACAUCACCCUUGAAGCAGAAUCCCACUUCUGCUGGAAGUUGUGAAAGUGACACCAGUCACGUACGAAUUACUAUCCCAAUAAAGUCUCCGACAAUGGAUACAUCUGGCCACAAAAGGAAAAAAAGGCAAUCCACGAAAUCUUCCCUAGAGAAAACUCUCCAGGAGAAAAACCUGCCUUCUGGACUUGCUAUGAGCAGUGAAGUAGUAAACAGGACUAGCUCUCAGCCAGAUGGGAGUAAAAAAGAUCUUCGAGCCACCAAGCCAGGGAAAGUGAUUGAAAAUGAGUCCCCUUUAGUAGCUAUUGACAGCGGUAUGCUCACUGACAAAACUUCCCCCAACAGUGCCACCAGACUCAGAAAACCUAUAGCUGUGACAUCCACUCUCCUACCCACUGAUCUUUCCACAGCUGGCAAAUUAUCUGACAUCCAGCACCCCAAACAUGCAGCUAAGCGGCGAUGGACCUGCAGCAAACCUAAAUCUAUCCUUCGGGAGACCUCCAUGACAACAUCUGAGAAGUUGAUGGUAGAGCCUCCUUCAGCCUAUCCCAUCACGCCAUCCAGCCCUCUAUAUACCAAUACAGACAGUCUUACUGUGAUCACACCUGUCAAGAAAAAAAGAGGACGACCAAAGAAACAGCCUUUGCUCACUGUUGAAACCAUUCAUGAGGGAACCUCCACCAGCCCAGUGAGUCCAAUUAAUCGUGAAUUUCCAGGAACAAAGAAAAGGAAGAGGAGACGGAAUCUGGCCAAGUUGGCUCAGAUGGUCCCAGGAGAGGACAAGUCCAUCAGUGAACUAAAGUUUCACAAGAAGGUCGGAAAGCUCGGGGUCUUGGAUAAGAAGACCAUCAAGACCAUUAAUAAAAUGAAGACCCUCAAGAGGAAGAAUAUUCUCAAUCAGAUCUUGUCCUCCUGCUCCAGCAGCAUAGCUCUGAAAGCAAAGAUCCAGCCACCGUGUAGUGCUGGGCCAACCACCAUUGAUGCCAGACUAGGGAAGCAGAUCAAUGUCAGCAAGAGGGGAACUAUCUACAUUGGUAAAAAGCGGGGCAGAAAGCCAAGAGCAGAGCUGCAGCCUCAGCCAGAAGAACCUAAGACAGCCAUCAAGCACUCAAGGCCUGUUUCCAGCCAGCCAGAAAACCCAACAGUGCCUUCCAACCUGCAGUCACUUGUGGCAUCGUCACCAGCAGCUAUUCAUCCACUUUCAACACAGUUAGUGGGGACUAAUGGCAACCUGAGCCCUGCAAGCACUGAAACAAAUUUUUCAGAGCUAAAAACUAUGCCAAAUCUUCAACCUAUCAGUGCUCUUCCUACAAAAACCCAGAAAGGAAUGCACAGUGGAACUUGGAAGCUGUCUCCACCCAGGUUAAUGGCUAAUUCACCUUCUCACCUCUGUGAAAUAGGUUCUCUGAAAGAAGUCACGCUGUCGCCAGUGAGCGAGUCUCACAGUGAGGAAACAAUUCCAAGCGACAGUGGGAUAGGUACAGACAACAACAGCACUUCUGACCAAGCUGAGAAAAGCUCAGAAUCCCGCCGGAGAUACUCCUUUGAUUUCUGCACCCUGGACAAUCCAGAGGCUAUCCCAUCUGACACCAGCACAAAGAACAGGCAUGGUCACCGGCAGAAACAUCUCAUUGUGGAUAACUUUCUCUCUCAUGAGAGUAUUAAAAAGCCAAAGCACAAGAGGAAAAGGAAAAGCCUGCAGAACAGAGAUGACCUCCAGUUUCUGGCAGACCUUGAGGAACUCAUCAAUAAGUUUCAAGUGUUCAGGAUUUCCCAUAGAAGUUACACAUUUUAUCAUGAAAAUCCAUAUCCCAGCAUCUUCAGGAUUAAUUUUGAUCACUACUAUCCUGUGCCAUAUAUCCAGUAUGACCCAUUGCUCUAUCUUCGCAGGACCUCUGACAUGAAGUCUAAGAAGAAGCGUGGUAGACCUGCCAAAACCAAUGACACCAUGACAAAGGUGCCUUUUUUACAAGGGUUCGGUUACCCUAUUCCCAGUGGGAGUUACUAUGCACCCUAUGGAAUGCCUUACACAUCAAUGCCUAUGAUGAAUCUUGGUUACUAUGGUCAGUAUCCAGCUCCUUUGUACCUGUCUCACACGCUUGGAGCGGCUUCCCCAUUUAUGAGACCUACCGUGCCCCCACCACAAUUCCAUGCAAGCUCUCACAUGAAAAUGUCCACCACUGCCAAGCAUAAAGCGAAACACGGAGUGCACCUACAAACAUCUGUGGGAAUGGGCCUUGGAGACAUGCAGUCCUCUUUGGCUUCUCCAAAGGUUGGAGGAACAAGCCUUUCAAGUGGCCGACUUCACAAAAGAAAACACAAACAUAAGCACAAGCAUAAGGACGAACGGAUACUGGGGACACAUGAAGAUCUGAGUGGUCUCUUUGCUGGCAAGUCCACUGGCUUCUCCAGCCAUGUGAUCAAUGAAAGGCUAAGUGGCUCAGAUAAAGACCUCUCCUUGCUCAACGAGAAAAGCAAGCACAAGGAGAAGCAGAAGCACCAGCAUUGUGAAACCGGACACAAAGGCUCAAAGAGUAACUUCGAAGUUGAUACGCUGUCUACGUUAUCACUUUCUGAUGCCCAGCAGUGGACACAGAGUAAAGAUAAAAGCGACUCAAGCAACGAUCCCAUUGACUCUUGCACAAAGAGGUACUCUGGUAAUACCGAGAGUAAUGGAAGGUCAGAGGCCCUGGACGUGUUUGGUGAAAUGAAUUCCUCGAGUGAGAAGCGGGAUGAUGCAAGUGGGAAUAAAAGAAGAAGCUUUGAAGGAUUUGGAACUUACAGGGAAAAGGAGAUUCAGCCCUUCAGGACAAAUAGGAAGGACAGAAGUACUUAUGAUUCUUCAGCCUCUUCAG
Molecule: messenger RNA, 3463 nt
Organism: Tauraco erythrolophus (red-crested turaco)
Lineage: Eukaryota; Metazoa; Chordata; Aves; Musophagiformes; Musophagidae
Source: RefSeq, a predicted model, not a curated record